Molecule: messenger RNA, 2719 nt
Organism: Gamsiella multidivaricata
Lineage: Eukaryota; Fungi; Mortierellomycota; Mortierellomycetes; Mortierellales; Mortierellaceae
Exons: 2
Coding region: 94-2484 (796 amino acids)
Source: RefSeq, a predicted model, not a curated record
UGCCACUUCAAAGGAGAGAUAUGGGGCAGCCAUCUGUCCGCCCUCAGAAUCGGCAGGCCAUAUUGAGUUGUCUAUCUUAGAGGCUGGGUGCCCAUGCGGCAGAUGAGGGAAUUUGGUGAGAACACAAACAAAAAAAACAAUUGUGCGAAAUGGGUAUUUGAUGUACCGAACGAGCAUCUUUUCCUCUCUUCCUGGUAUUUACCCCUCCACACUCCUCCACACUCCUUCACGCCUACCAUUCAGUCGUCCUCAAACCGCUCUUUAGCCAACACCCCAAAUAUAGUAGCUCACACACCCAUGCCUCACAGCCAGCAUCCUUCUACGCUUCUGAAAAAGACUCCACCGGCUCUGUCCAUCCCAGAAGUAGUCGUUACUAUCCUCAAAUCCCUCCCCCGAAGGGACCUUCUACAAGCAGCACCUUUUGUAUGCAAAAGAUGGUAUCUCCUUGGCCGCCCACUCAUACAUCCUACGGACUUUUACUGGCUUGGCAGGAUACCACUCACGGAACAAUACCUGCUUGAGGGCAUCAGGAACAUCCAGACACUGCCCAUCAUCUCCUCAACAUCAAGUUGCUAUUAUGUUCGGCCAACCAAACGUAGCGACUGGGGGCUGAUGCAGAAGCAGAUUGCACAGUUGUGGGUCAAGAAUGCGGCAGAGUACUUUCAAGAGCUCGUCAUCGCAGGCAAUCUGUCUAUGGAUUUAGCAGCACUUGAGCCGGUGGUGGUGCUUUUUUCGUCACUCAGAAGUGUGAAGAUUGAGAACUCUUGGAUGGAAACCAUCGACAUCGGGCCUAUCCUAGAGGGUUGUGUUGCACUGGAGCGCCUCAACAUCGACUCGACUUUUUGCCGCAAGCAGACACUUGAGGAUGAGACAAAAGACCAGGACACGCUGAGCGAGAAGGGCAAGCUAGCUAGACUGCAAUUACCCGAGCGGAGCACGGCAACAAAUCUGAAGAGUAUCAGUUUCCAAAGAGUGGAAGUCGAAUUCGCAAAGCUGGAGCGCCUUCUUGCUGGCAGCUGUUCCAAGUCUCCAAUGCCAGGGAUAAUCGAGCUUUUAAUGGAGCAUAUCAUAGUGCUGCUGCCUCAGUCAGUCGUUAGGCAAGAACAAAAAGCAGUCGAAGGCAGCCGAACUAUCGCGGCCACCCUAGCUUACCAAUCGCAAAUAUUGGACACCAUCCAUCGCUUAUGCCCGUACCUGAAUUCGAUUCACUUUUCGCUUCUCGACUGUCGACCAAGGCAACAGGACCAGGCCCUGCUCUUCAGGCAUUUCCCAACCAUCCAGCGAUGGAGUUUACCCUAUUCCGAUGUCCUGCCGUCCACCUUUGUCUCCCUUCAGACCUAUGUAAACAAUGUGAUAUCCUUGGAACUGACUUGCUUCAGCAGCACUGUGUCCCCAAUGACACUGCACGAGUAUCUUUGCAACUCGCCUCAGCUACGUCGUCUCUGCAUCCACAAUAUGGUCUACCCUGCGGAAUACAUGGACCUCGAACCUGUGGCUGAAGGAAAGGAAGGACUAUACUCCCCCAGGAACUGCCAGGAUACCUCAUCAACACCUGCUGUGAGUAGUACUGGGGAUUAUGAGAAUUCAUCAAGUCAGCUCUGGCUUCAACGGCGUGUGUGGGCCUGUCGCAGUUUGGAAACACUUCAGAUCAAAAUUGGAGGGCACUCUGGCGAUACUCGAUCCGGUCGAAACUCCAGAGUCAUGUUCGCAUAUCUGUGUCUGGUCUGUCCAAACCUGCGCGAGUUAAGCAUCACGAGGGAGAUGAUGAAUGUUGAGUUGGAAGGCGGGCUCUGCUAUUUAGGGGCUAUGGAAAGCCUGGAAACGCUGACGCUACAGUCGACGCACUUUUGGAUCAAGCACGUGUCGGAUAUAGGGUGGAUUCAGAGGUCUUCAAGAGCUGCUGCUGAGGCCGCUGCAGCAGCAGCAGCAAAGAAGAGAUCGAGGGCAGCAAAGCCUGCCGCCACCAGCAAAAACAAUAUGAGCAGGAACAUCAGCAGAACAACCACGCGGAGCUCGUUGGUCUCCCGAUCGGCGGUUUCAUUUGGACGGAGCAAGACACGAGUGUCAGUUAGCAGUGGGAAGAAGGGUCUACUCAGCAGGGUCGCUAGGAAGCUUUUUGGAAAGAAUGGCUACGAAGGUGAGGCCAUGACACGAUCAAGGACAACUACAUCUGCGGAGAACUCUUCUACAUUGGCUUCCAGGUUUGAGCGUGCGGAUGAAAAGCAGAUUAUCCAGCGGCUGAUCAGCAUGUUCCAGCCAGAGGGCGUUAGCAAGUUUUUGGAGAAGCUAGAGAGGCGAAAGCUACGUGCUGAGCAGAGGGAGCGCAAGGGCUACGAUGACGAUGAGGAGGAGGUGGGCUAUUGUUGGCCAGACAUGAAAGUGUUUGUGAUGGAUGCAGUCAAGUUCUCGGGCGUUUCUAGUCAGUCUCUUGAGGCAACCGUGAGGCAGCUUCGACCUGAGAUUACGUUCCGUGCCUUUUCUUAGUGAUGUUCUCCCUCUCGUUAUCAUUAAAACGCCAAUAUACCCGCUACUACCGCAAACUGAGGAUGGCCUAUCACUUUUUUUUUUUCGAACAUGUUCCUGUUGAACCGUGAACACCCGAGUCCGCUAUUCCUUUAUCCUUCCGCUAAUCCCCAUGUCCUCCUCAUCCAUGACCUCCUCUCCAUUCACUGCAGCCAACGCAAUCAUCUCCUCCUGGAGGGAUGCACUCUCGCUCACG